This is a messenger RNA of Phaedon cochleariae (mustard beetle), 2826 nucleotides long. NCBI's taxonomy places the organism in Eukaryota, Metazoa, Arthropoda, Insecta, Coleoptera, Chrysomelidae. The record is from the annotation of a GenBank genome assembly.
AUUCCAAUGUUCGAUUGUUUUUAAAAUGCCUGCGGUUAUAAGUAAAGAACUAUUUUAUGAAAAAGUAAAAUAUGACACAUCAUGUGACAUAUUCCAUGCUUGGUGCCAAGAUUGCAGAGCAGCUAGCUUUUCUCAAAUAUGGUUGACAGAACUCUUUACAGGAUUGGGAAAAUUUUUCUUACCUAUUUAUUUAAUUAAGCUAAUUUAUACCUACAAAAGAAAUGAUCUGAAAACUCUUCUUCUCAAUCUAGUCAAAUCUGAACUGAGGAGCAUUGCUUAUGGGUUAGCAAUGGGUACUUUACUGGUGUCAUCCAUUUGCUUUUUAAGGUUUAUAUUCGGCAGGAUUUAUUAUUACAAUGUAGCCUUGAUUCCUGGGUUCUUUUCUGGUUUGUCAAUACUUGUAGAAUCUGAAGAAAAUCAAGUUCUUGACACCCUGAUAUUCUUCAACUCGUUCGUAGAGACUAUACUGAGGAGGAUGCGUCUAGAUAAAUUGAUGGAAACAUUACUUUUCAUGGGAGUCAGCGGUACACUGAUGCAUUUGUUAGAGCAAAGAUCAACUGUCAAAAUGGAAUUCACACAUCUUUGGUUUUACGUACCUCCCAGUAAAAAUCUAUCGGAUAAGGAUAUUGAAGAUCUUAGUGAUAGCUGCGUUGCCGCCGCUUAUUUACAAACUGAUUUGUUCAGAAGUUUUUUGAAAUAUUUCUCAUUAGGCUAUGGAAUCAACUUCGUCAGGAAAAUGAUACCAAAAGUCGGCAACAUUUUGAAAAAGCCAUCCGAGUUACUGAAAGUUUUAUUUAACAAAUCGAACGCUUACUUUGGAUUGUUCAUAGGAAGUUAUGUAACCAUUUACAGAGUACUGACGUCUAUCUUUUCCAAAAAUCCCAUCGUUGGCGAAAAGUAUCAUGGAUUUGUAGCAGGCCUAUUAUCAGGCAUUUCCUAUAGCAUUUCGCCCAAUCUACAAGUAUUAGUGAUUGCAAUCACAACAUCAUUACAGAUGAUAUACGCAUGUUUUUGCAAGAAAAUGAAAAUAACUAAUCACUAUUGGCAAAGGUUCUUCGUGUAUGCACUGACUCAUGGAAUAAUGAUACAUAACAAGUUUUUUUAUCCAGAUACUUGUUCCCCGUACUAUAAGAACAUGAUUGAUGCUUGUACUAAUAACGUGUCGAAAAAAAUAUACGAACAUCUGCUGACGAAGUUUUUUCUCGUUUAGUAUUGGUAUAAAAUAAUAAAAUAAAACAAUUGCAUGACUAAGAACUAGAUUUUAUUCAAUAGAGAAUAUCUUCUUCGAGGAGAAUACUGUCAUCGAAAGCAGUGAGUAAUUGUACUGGCAUUACAGAGAAAAAACUGUGAACACAUAGGAAAUAAUAUACAUUUUUAAUUAAUACUUAUAUCCGAUUAUUCUCCAAUAGAUUGGAAUUAUUUGUCCCAGACUCUGUGUCUCAUUUAAAAAAUUUUUUUGAAGUGCCUUUUCUUUUAAUAAAUUUGUUGGAUCCAGCACUGUGGUGAGUGUAUAAAUUUUUUCAAGGCAAGAGAAAAGUGAGUUCGAAAGAAACAGAACUACUGAUGAACGAUCCUAACAAAAAGUGAAAGUUUACCUACGCCUUUCAUUACUGUUGAAACCACAGACUAACAAUAAUUUAAUAUUAAUUGUUGGGUAAUACAUGAUUGAUGAGAUGUAAUAUUUAUUAUUCAAUACUCAUGAAUGAAACAGUGUCGUAGUGAAUCAUUUCUACAAAGAUAACGGUCCAUCAAUCAGUUAUUUAAAUGAACAAAUAGAGACCUUUAGUUAAAAAUUCAGUUGUUUAUGUACAGGGUGUCCCGUAAAAACCACGUCAAACCUAGGGAGAAUGUAGAUCAAAGGAUAAACCACCUGCUAUGACAAAAUUCCCUCCAUAAAAGUCUUACCGUUUUCGAGAUAUUUCUUUGUUGAAAAUAUUGUAUUUUUGCCCCUUUCAAUAGUUUGGUCUACACGGUUGGUACAAUUUGACACCUUUUCGAUUCAUUUCCUCGGUAAAUAUUGCUGAAAGAAUAACUUUAACGUAUACAUUGAAAACAUCCUCCGAACAUUUUGAAGAGGGGCUGUGAGAAAUAUUUUGAUUGAAAAUUUGGGUAGUGAAUAUUUUCAACAACAAAAAAUCUCGAGAACGGUACAUUUUCCUUAGGUUUGACGUGGUCUUUACGGGACCUCUGUAGGUACGUCAAAUUUUCUAAACUCAAGCAAGAUGAGGACAUACUGAAGGUAUUUUCUUGUACUGAGUGUUUUACUACUAGAAGACAAGUUGUAUAAUCUCUGAGUUGGUCUAGAAGGCAUUUUUUCAAACUGUUUGCAUCCCACAGUCAGUAUGAUGUAAUACUUCAGCAGUAGAUCACAUGAUAAUAAUCACUCAAACUUUUUUUCUCAUUUUUUGUUGAAGAAUCUAAUGCUCUAUAAGCACUGAUUUCACGAAUCCCCAUUGACAUAGGAAAUUUCAUAUGCAUAUAAAGCCUCAACUUUUCCUCACACACACACUAAAGGAACACUCUCUGAAAAUUCAACGUAUGUCUUAGCACUAUCCCCACUUUUACUGUCUAAACUCCAAUAAUUGAUCUCACGAAACAGUUUCCUAAUUCCUCCCCAACUUGUUGUUGUUGUUGUUGUUGUUUCCGGAGACUGGAAUUGCACCAGGUGGCAAAUUCGGGAAAUCCUGCCUUUGGUCCUGCCGAUAGUCCUGCUUACCCUUGUUGUUAGGAUUAUUCUUGGGCACAUUAUCAAACUCGUCUUCCUCUUGGGGUGGUGGUGGAACAGUACUUGGUAUGUCACAAUCCUCGGUUGGUGGUACCACGCAC